AUGUCGGCAGAGUCGGAGCCUGCGAAGGCGGUACCGCCGUCGCUUUCCGAUGCAUUUGCAAUCACGCCUAGGUUUGCCGAGGCGCGUGCCGUUCAGCAGGCGAAUGCGGGACAUAUGCACGGGUUGGCAAAGCCUAAAAAGGCGCAGCCACACUUCCUCCCCGACUUAAAUGUGCGGCUGCUGUGCCCCGAGUGCCAGACGGUUCCCCCAAACAUUACAGAAGAGUUUGCUAGCGGUGAUCUUGUCUGUGCAGACUGUGGUCUCGUGCUCGGCGACAGGAUCGUCGAUACGCGCAGCGAAUGGCGCACAUUUGCAAACGAGGACGGAGACGAUCCGUCGCGUGUGGGCAGCGCUGCGAAUCCGAUCCUCGAUGGAAUCACAGAGCAACUAGAGAGCAGAAUUGCCGCUCGCGACGGCGGUACAGGCACGUCGCGCGACUUGCUGCGCACCAUGUCGCGCACGUACGGAUCUCGCGAUCGGUCCUUGCUGGACGCAUUCGACUCGAUCCAGAACAAGUGCGACAGUAUUCAUCUCCCACGCACCGUAUGCGACACGGCGAAGCAGGCGUACCGGCGUGUUGACCAGGAAAAGCUACUGCGCGGAAAGCACACCGACGCAAUUAUUGCUGCAGCGAUCUAUGUAGCGUGUCGUGUGAAUCGAGUUCCGCGCACGUUUCCCGAAGUGUGUGCACUCACUUCAGUGCGCAAGCAGCAAGUGGCGCGCUGCUUCCGCGAGAUGAAGGAAGCGUUCGGUUUGAAUGCUACGGGAAUGGGCUCGGUCGCUGGCAGCGAAGCCGCACACGCAGGCGCUGGCCCUGGCCCCGGUACCUCUGGCGCUGGUACGCCGCUUGGCCUUGCGAUUGGCGCAACAGAUUUGGUGGCGCGUUACUGCAACCACUUGGGUCUGGAUAUGUCGAUAGUGCGUGUCACGGAAGCGAUUACGAACCGCAUCCACGACCUCGGCUACCUCGCCGGCCGCUCUCCGAUUACGAUUGCUGCUGCGUCCAUUUAUUUGGUGACUAUCUUGGUCGACGAGCAGCGCACCGCACGGCGAAUUUCCGUGGCUGCCGGUGUCUCGGAUGUGACAAUCAAGCACUCUUUCAAGGAGCUGCUCAAGGUCCAAGACACGGUGCUCACCCCUGAUAUCCUUGCAAAAGACAGCCGAAUCGAUCUGCACCGGUUAGAGAUUAAGUAA
This is a messenger RNA of Malassezia vespertilionis, 1194 nucleotides long. RefSeq names its product transcription initiation factor IIB (gene SUA7). The transcript has a single exon. NCBI's taxonomy places the organism in Eukaryota, Fungi, Basidiomycota, Malasseziomycetes, Malasseziales, Malasseziaceae. The record is from RefSeq and is a predicted model, not a curated record. Gene Ontology annotation, cellular component: transcription preinitiation complex; nucleus. The coding region runs from base 1 to 1194 and encodes 397 amino acids. Gene Ontology annotation, molecular function: TBP-class protein binding; RNA polymerase II general transcription initiation factor activity. Gene Ontology annotation, biological process: transcription preinitiation complex assembly; transcription initiation at RNA polymerase II promoter.